AUGACGGUUGGACGUGUCAGCGGCAACGAAAUUGGAGUGGAUACCGGACUCGAUGUCGAUGGAAACGUGCAAUCUAAAGGAAAAGAAGAGGAGGAUUGCCAGAAUUACAUCAAAGUUAUAACGCCAGAUGCAACGACCGGGAACCUGCUCGUUUGCGGAACCUACGCGCAGAAACCGAGAUGCGUUAUUCUGAAUGGGAAGGAGGUCGACACGUGGAACCUAGCGAAUCGAUGGAAGACGAACGCGACGGACGCUUUGUACAAGUGUCCGUUCGGCGUGGACCAAAAGGUCACCACGGUCUUUGCGGACGGUAGCCUUUACGCUGGGACGGUUGCCGAUUUCAGCGGCAGAGGGUCCGCGUUCACGAGGUCGAUGGGGGGCGGGUAUCUGCCUCUCAUAUCCAAAAAGUCAGAUUCCAUAUGGCUCAACGACCCGGUAUUCGUGGGCUCGUACCAGGAAGAUAACGAGGUUUAUUUAUUCUUUCGUGAAAUGUCGAUAGAAACUCAAUUCACGGAGAAGAUGCACUAUUCCCGAAUCACGGCGGUUUCAAUAUAG
Molecule: messenger RNA, 555 nt
Organism: Anneissia japonica
Lineage: Eukaryota; Metazoa; Echinodermata; Crinoidea; Comatulida; Comatulidae
Product: semaphorin-6C-like
Exons: 2
Coding region: 1-555 (184 amino acids)
Biological process (GO): axon guidance; negative regulation of axon extension involved in axon guidance; neural crest cell migration
Molecular function (GO): semaphorin receptor binding; chemorepellent activity
Source: RefSeq, a predicted model, not a curated record